Dinoponera quadriceps is the source of this 887-nucleotide messenger RNA. Its product is annotated as transmembrane protein 147. Lineage: Eukaryota; Metazoa; Arthropoda; Insecta; Hymenoptera; Formicidae. Bases 116 to 805 code for a protein of 229 amino acids. The record is from RefSeq and is a predicted model, not a curated record. The transcript is spliced from 4 exons.
AUCACUGUUCAUCGUAAUUCGCGGUUGUUCGCGAUGAUGGUGUGUUGUGGAUAAUUUUAUUAUGACUGACUCAUUUCUUAGGUAGCACCACAAAUUAACUGAACAUCACUGAAAAAUGACGUUAUAUCAUUUCGGGAACUGUUUGGCUUUAGUAUAUGUACCAUACUACUUGACUUACAAGUAUUCCGGUCUAUCGGAAUACGGCGCAUUUUGGAAAUGCAUUCAAGCGGGUGGCAUUUACAUUUUUACACAGCUUGUAAAAAUGCUGGCUCUUGCCACAUUUUUUCCAACGGCUGACAAUGUUGGAGAAGAAGGUUUUGAUAUAUUUGGGGAAUUCUUAAAGUCUUCCAUCGAUCUGGCAGACUUGGUAGGAAUUUUGUUGGUACUAAACGGUAUUCCUGGCAAAGGCCACGCCAAAGUCCUGACUGCUGGUAUAGGAUGGGCAGGGGCAGAAGUUUUGCUUACAAGAUUCCUGUUACUUUGGGUUGGUGCACGUGGUGCAGAAUUUGAUUGGAAAUAUAUCCAGAAGAGUCUUGAAUCAAAUAUCAACUUGGUACAACAUAUAACAACCGCAACGUUGGUUUGGUUGUGGUCCAGACACGACUUACGACGUGGCUUAGUUCCUAUAGUGAUCGGUAUGCUUCUGCUUACAGUGUACAGACCGCUUAUAUUAGACUUUCUUUCAUCCUUUUUAUUAGCUGGUCCAUGGUUGACGCUUAUUAUUAAGGCAGUCACGACUUUCUUCAUGGGUGCAAUGACAUUACAUAUUUAUGCGGGUCUCGCACAUUCAAUUGGAAUUUUCUGAACGGCAUAUUUGUAUAUAUUUAUGUACAAAUUAUCGAUGUACAGUUGCGUUAAAAAUAUAUAUUUCCCAUUCCAUUUUCCAA